This is a messenger RNA of Dibothriocephalus latus, 384 nucleotides long. NCBI's taxonomy places the organism in Eukaryota, Metazoa, Platyhelminthes, Cestoda, Diphyllobothriidea, Diphyllobothriidae. The record is from the annotation of a GenBank genome assembly.
AUGAUUAUGUCUGUUAUUGCGAAGUCGACACUUCGGAGUUUCAUAACUCUCAGGAGCACCUCCAGCCGUGUGAUAUUAAACGCGCGCGCGCUAACUUCAUCAUUUUUCCUGGCCGAAGCACCACGAAACCGCAGUUUAAAUGCGUACCACAGCUUCUACCAGCCAUCCUUUCUUACCCGGCGCUUUAUCGCGGACUCUUCGUCAGAAGGAAAACCAGCUGCUCCACAAGAGCAAAAAAACGAAGAAACCCCAUCAACUGAGAAGCCAACACUAAUGCAGCGGUUUAAGCAGGCCUACAAGGUUUAUGGCAAAGUUCUGAUAGUAGUUCAUGGCAUCACUUCCGCUGCUUGGCUGGGAGCCUUCUACUGCGUAGCCCUUACGUAA